This is a messenger RNA of Ilyonectria robusta, 3166 nucleotides long. Its product is annotated as AMP-binding enzyme. Lineage: Eukaryota; Fungi; Ascomycota; Sordariomycetes; Hypocreales; Nectriaceae. The transcript has 7 exons. The record is from RefSeq and is a predicted model, not a curated record. Bases 1 to 2988 code for a protein of 995 amino acids.
AUGCCCAUAUCCUUCAGCUACGGGCUCCUGCAUGCCCCGCGAUUCUCAACACUCACUGCCGCCUUCUUUCACCAUGCGGCUACACGUCCUGAUGAUAUUGCUGCUCGGGAUCUGUCCAUGGAGCCACCGGCAAGUAUCACUUACGGGGAACUGGCAUCUCGAAGUGCUAGACUCGCACACAAGUUGCGGAAACUAGGUGUUGUUCCAGGAGACCGGGUCCCUCUUGUAGUAAAGAGGGGUAUUGACAUGCUGGUUGGCAUCAUGUCUGUUCUCUCUUGCCGAGCCCAAUAUGUUCCCCUUGAUGGGACUGUCGUCCCAGAUGCAACACUACAAUUCGUCUUAGAUCAAACUCGUGGGUGCACCGUAUUGGCUUUGCGGUCCACUCUUCAUCGACUGAAACACAUUCCUGGAUCAAAAGUAAUCGCGAUCGAUGAAAUUGAUCAUGACGGAACGGAUCACUACUCUUUUCACAGAGUACCACCUUGCCCCGUCAGGCCAGAUGACGGAUGCUAUGUGAUCUACACCUCAGGAACCUCUGGUACACCCAAAGGUGUCGAUGUCACCCACCAAAAUGUCACAAACCUCAUCUGCCAGUCACCAGGGGAUCUAGGAAUUAAGCCAGGUACCCGUGUUGGUCAAGUUUUGAGCAUUAGCUUCGACAUGGCGGCGUGGGAAAUGCUUGGCUGUCUUGUGAACGGAGGCACCCUGAUUCUCCGAGGCUCAAACUGGCAAAGAGCAUUGCAAGAGAUUGAUGUUCUUAUAUGCACCCCGAGCAUACUCGCCAAAUACACACCUGCGGACUACCCCAACAUUAAGCUUGUGGCUACUGCUGGCGAACCUUCUUCUCAGAGACUUGCGGAUGCCUGGGCUUCUCACUGCACUUAUUACAAUUGUUGUGGCCCAACUGAAACCACUAUUGUCAAUACGAUGCACAGACACCAGCCCGGCCAGCGAUUAUCUAUCGGCGUGCCGACACCAAACAACAACGUCUACUUAAUUGGCAAUGACAACCUUCCUGUGGGAAUUGGUGAGAUUGGCGUUAUGUGGGCUGGUGGAUUAGGCGUGACUCGUGGCUAUGUUGCUCUGCCGCAGACAACGGCUGAAAAAUACGUCUUUGACACUUUUAAAAACGACAGAUCCAAAAUGUACAAUACAGGAGAUCUUUGCAGAUGGAACGCCGAUGGCUCCAUAGAAAUCCUGGGUCGAGCUGAUGACCAAGUUAAAGUCAAGGGUUUCCGAGUAGAGCUUGACGGGGUUACUGCAUCUCUCGACUCUUGCCCUUCUGUCCAAAGAGCGGCUGCUGUUCUCGUCAACGGGGAGAUUCAUGGAUUUCUCACGCCCCAGGACUGUGAUCUUGAGGUGGUGGUGAAAUCCAUCAAGAGCCGUCAGCCGUAUUAUGCGAUCCCAUCUCAAUUCCACUUGCUGGACUCAUUGCCUAUGACGAGCAAUGGAAAGAUUGACAAGAAAGCUCUCAUGGCGAAGGGGGCUGCCGCUGAUUGGAACUCUCUCUCCAGCCAGGAGACAUCCACAGUGCCCAUUCGCUAUCCUAAAGCCGCUCAUUUGGGUCACAGCAGGUCCGACUCCUCAGCAUCAACGUUGACACAGAACAGCUCAGCUUCUGAAAAGUCAGAUGUCACUGCAGUCGAAGACGAUAUCGACCUAGAAGCUGCUCUUCCAGAGAAGAGGAUCCGAAAACACGUCCGUGGUCUAAGAUACCGUGCCCUCAUUGUCUACCGUCGUCUAUUUACUUUAGUCGGCGUGUUCAACAUCGCAGCAACCAUGGCGCUUGUGUUUUCUGGGAUCCAGAGAGAAUGGAUCAGCACGAUCAUAGCCAUCAACCUCGCCAUUGCUGUCCUCAUUCGACAAGACUUUGUCAUCAAUGCUCUAUAUACUAUUGCCUGCAGCGUGCCAAAAUCUUGGCCACUCUGCAUCCGAACUCGAUGCGCGAAGAUAUACCAUCUUGGUGGCGUUCACUCCGGCGCCGCGAUAGGCGCUGGUACUUGGCUCCUGGCUUCCAAUAUCGGCGACAUUGUUUGUAUGACAUCGACAUGCACAAACUGGGGCCAGCAAUCUCUUGGUGGAAAAGUAGUGUCCUGGGUCCUCUCAGCUCUCUUCUUCGCCAUGUUCGUGCUUGCGUGGCCGUCGAUACGCAAGACGCAUCACAACCUGUUCGAGAAAACACAUCGCCUGAUCGGAUGGACCAUGCUUGGUCUGUUUUGGGCCCAGGUGCUCAUUGCCUGCAACGACACUAAGGGUGUAGACAUGUCCUUUGGCGGUGCAUGCGUGCGGUCAGCUUCAUUCUGGCUCCUCGCUGUUGCCACUGCAAGCGUCGCCUCGUCGUGGCUCUUUCUCCGCAAGGUGCCUGUUCAAGCAGAAGUCCUCUCAGACCACGCUGUGCGACUCCAUUUCGAUUACACAGUGCCCGUCAACGGAUCUUUCACCCGUCUAUCUAAGCGUCCUCUGCUAGAGUGGCAUUCUUUCGCCACUAUCCCAGCCCCAGAGGUUAGCAAAGGACGCCCAAAGGGUUAUUCCCUUAUUGUCUCGAAUGCGGGAGACUGGACCAAGUCAACCAUACAGCAAGCACCAACCCAUAUUUGGACUCGCGGCGUGCCUACUUGUGGCGUUAUGCGUAUCGCUACACUCUUCAAUCGGGUGGUCCUAAUUGCCACGGGAUCAGGCAUUGGGCCUGUUUUGGGGCAUAUCCAGAACCAAUCUUGCGAAACCCAGCUCAUCUGGUCUACGUCUCAACCGGAAAAGGCAUUUGGGCACGAUCUUUGCGACACCAUCGAGAACAAAGUGCCUGGCGCCGUCAUUCAUGACACCAAAAGACUGGGUCGCCCAGAUCUCGUCAAGAUGGGCUUUAACUUGGCAAAAGGGUUCAAAGCGGAGGCUGUCAUCAUUAUUGCGAACGAGAAGAUCACAAAGAAGGUGGUAUAUGGACUUGAGACGAGAGGAAUGCCUGCAUAUGGGGCUAUUUGGGACAGCUAAAGACCUCAAUUCGGCGUGUUGAGACACCUUGAUCCUUUUCAGUUGCGGGCCUGCAUUUUCCACCUAGUCUUAUGCGAGUGGCCUCUCAUUUUUCGAGCCUACUUUUGGGUAUCAGCUCUGGCGAAUGGUGUAUUUUGAUCGGGGAGUAGCGGGAUGUUCUUUCGGAGCUUUAGGGGAC